AAUCUUAAGAACUAAAGCUUAAAGUCUAUACAUUUACAAAAGCUACAAUGUGUCGUUAUAUGAAUUCAAACAGCAUAAAGUUUAUCUUGACUCAAAUUUAACAACUUACCUGUCUGCACAUAUUUAAGUAGAAUAUGUAUAAACUAAAAUACAAAUAGUUACAUAUUUGUACAAUUUCAAACAGAAUACAUUGCAUGAACUGAAACUGAAUAUGGAAAACAGGGAAAUAAUAUAUGUCCUCAAAAUAUUUACCAUUUAGAGCUGAAAAUCUACUAUUUAUAUGAAAGGUACCACAUGUCACUAUGCUGAUUCAAACCGCAUAAAUUCGUGCAUUGGAUUCAAAUCUUGUUAAGUACAUGUGUGUGCAUAAUCAAAGAACAUAUAUGUAUGAGGCAGCGCCAGUCCAGUUGUGGUGAAGGCCCCACUCAAGAAUUGGCCUCAGUUAGUGUAAAUAUUGUAUUAAAAACAGUGAAAAUUUAGCAUUAAAAAAAUUGGAUAAAGGCUUGAGCCUAUUUAGCAGCUGCUUAUGCUGCAGGCCGGGUCUGGCAUGAGAUCAACUCGGAAGGAAAAUAGUGAAGUAAGGAAAUAAAGUAUAUCCUUAUAAAAAUUACCAUACGAAGUUGGAAAUCUAUUAUUUGUAUGGAUACUUUCCACGUGUCAUUAUUGAUUAAAAGAGAAUCGAAAUUGCGAGUAUAAAUUCAAAUCUAAACCAUACAUGUAUAUGUAUUUAUAGGAAACUAAUUUAUUAUAAUUAUUGACUAAGAACAAGGACGGCAAAUUUGGAACAAAAGUAAUGAAAUAAAAGUGUAUCCUCAUAACUGGCAUGAGAUCAAUUCGGAAGGAAAAUAGUGAAGUAAGGAAAUAAAGUAUAUCCUCAUAAAAAUUACCAUACGAAGUUGGAAAUCUAUUGUUUGUAUGGAUACUUUCCACAUGUCCUUAUUGAUUAAAAGAGAAUCGAAAUUGCGAGUACAAAUUCAAAUCUAAACCAUACAUGUAUAUGUAUUUAUACGAAACUAAUUUAUUAUAAUUAUUGACUAAGAACAAGGACGGCGAAAUUUGGAACAAAAUUAAUGAAAUAAAGUGUAUCUUCAUAACUGGUAUGAGGUCAACUCGGAACAAAAAUAGUGAAGCAAGGAAAUAAAGUAUACCCUCGUACAAAAUUACCAUACGAAGUUGGAAAUCUAUUGUUCGUAUGAAUGCUUUCCACGUGUCAUUAUUGAUUAAAAGAGAAUCGAAAUUGCGAGUACAAAUUCAAAUCUAAACCAUACAUGUAUAUGUAUUUAUGCGAAACUAAUUUAUUAUAACUAUUGACUAAGAACAAGAACAGCGAAAUUUGGAAUAAAAGUAAUGAAGUAAAAUAUAUCCUCAUAACUGGUAUGAGGUCAACUCGGAAGGAAAAUAGUGAAGCAAGGAAAUAAAGUAUAUCCUCGUAAAAAUUGCCAUAUGAAGUUAAAAAAUCUAUUGUUCGUAUGGAUGCUUUCCACGUGUCAUUAUGGAUUAAAAGAGAAUCGAAAUUGCGAGUACAAAUUCAAGUCUAAACCAUAACAUGUAUACCAAACUAAUGUAUUAUAACUGUUGACUAAGAACAAGGAUUGGCGAAAUUUGGAAAAAAGUAAUGUUAGAACCCAAUGACUUUUCACUAUAUAAAGCCAACGCACAAUGCAUCACCUCUCACACCCAAAAAUUCUCCUCUCUUCUAACAUAUAAAAAAAAUGUCUCAAUCAAACCAUGUUACAAUACCUUUACUCCAAAACAUGCCUCUUCAGGAGAAACUGCAUUUCCUUAAAAAUUACUUUACUGGAGCAUUCUCAGUCGCCAAAAUCUUUUUCCCAUUGCUACUCGCAUCUGUUUUCACUUACCUUCGCUCCUUAGCCACUAUGCAUUUCCUAGGCCGUCUUGGUUCCUCUACUCUUGCUGGCUGCUCCCUUGCCCUUGCAUCCGCCAACAUUAGCGCUUACGCUCUGUUCUCCGGCUUGAUCGGGGGCGUCGAAACCAUCUGCUCACAAGCCAUCGGCGCAAAACGCUAUAACCUCUUCAGGGCAACCAUCAGGCGAGGAAUGAUCCUCCUCCUCCGCACAUCAUUCCCUGUUUUCUUUCUCUGGUUAAACAUCGAGAGGAUUCUGACACUGCUUAAACAGAACGUGAAGCUUGCGUCCAUAGCUGGCACCUUUCUGCUUUACUCUGUUCCGGAUCUCGUCGCUCAGUCUUUAUUGCACCCAUUAAAAGCUUAUCUCAAGACUCAGUCAAAGACUCGGCCUCUAUUAAUCUUGACAGGAGUGACGUGUCUUCUCCACUGUCUGAUCAUGUACAUUUUCGUGUCGCACUUCAAGUUUGAGGUUAAAGGUAUCGCUGUGAGUUCUGUUUUGUCAAAUUUUAUCCUUGUCGCCUUUCUCUUCAUCUACAUGAAAAAAGAGCUAGGCAGCGACAAUGACGAGGAGGAGGAGGUUACAGAGGAGUCGUACGAAGAUCGUGAGAGAGAAUGGAAGAAACUGUUGUAUCUCGCGUUACCGAGUUGUGGAAUGGGUUGUCUAGAGUUUUGGUUCUAUGAGAUAAUGAUUUUAAUUUGUGGGCUUCUUGAAAAGCCCAAUAUAGCUAUUGCUUCAAUGGGCCUUAUCAUUCAAAUCACUUCUCUUGUUUACAUUUUCCCUCAUUCCUUGAGCUCCGCAAUCUCCACUCGGGUCGGAAACGAGCUUGGUUCGAACCGGCCACAAGCAGCGAGAAGAGCCGCCAUCGUCGGACUCAGUCUCAGCAUUCUCCUCGGGAUCAUGGCGUCCACGUUCAUGUUCUCGGUCAGAAACGUAUGGGCCACGUUUUUCACGGAUGAUGAAGACGUCAUUGAUUUAGUUUCCAAGGUUCUGCCGAUUGUCUGCCUUUGCGAGCUAGGAAACUGCCCUCAGACGACGGUAGGUGGCGUUCUCAAAGGGUCUGCGAGGACGUGGAUGGGAGCUUGGAUUAAUACGGUGGCGUUUUAUUUCGUUGGUUCGCCUGUUGCACUGGCUCUGGCGUUUUGGUUUGGGUUUGGGUUAAAGGGACUUUGGCUCGGGAUGCUCGCAGCGCAGAUAACUUGUGUGAUUGGUAUGAUGGUGGCGAUGUAUAGGAUUGAUUGGGAACUUGAGGCGGAAAGGGCUAGGGAUCUCACAUCGGUGGAUGAUUGCAGAAGCGACGGUGAGGUCGAGGAUGGGGAGGCUGAGAGGUUGAUAAGCAGGGUCGAGUCUUUUGAGGGAUAGAAGACGUACUCUGUCUCUGAAGGGGGGAAAAGUGCUUUGUUUUUUUUUUUAUUUUAGUCUGUUGCAUUUGUGUUACAAAAA
Brassica napus (rape) is the source of this 3308-nucleotide messenger RNA. Its product is annotated as protein DETOXIFICATION 50-like. The record is from RefSeq and is a predicted model, not a curated record. Gene Ontology annotation, cellular component: membrane. Gene Ontology annotation, biological process: xenobiotic detoxification by transmembrane export across the plasma membrane. The coding region runs from base 1713 to 3227 and encodes 504 amino acids. Lineage: Eukaryota; Viridiplantae; Streptophyta; Magnoliopsida; Brassicales; Brassicaceae. The transcript has a single exon. Gene Ontology annotation, molecular function: antiporter activity; xenobiotic transmembrane transporter activity.